CCUGGAGAGGCUUUAACAGAGUUUUUCCGGCCGUCCAGAUCAAGGGCUGCACCUUCCAUAUGAAUCAGGCGAUUUAUAGGAAAGUGCAGAACUUGGGUCUGGCUACGGCUUACGACGAGGACGUGGGAACACACAGAUUCAUCAAAAAGCUUAUGGGCUUGCAGUUCCUCGACUCAGCCCAUAUCGAGCCAGCAUUUAUGAAGGUCAAACAACAAGCAGUGACACAGAAUCUGAUCGCCCUCUGUGAAUAUUUUGAGUCGACAUGGAUCCGAAGCUCUGUGUGGACCAUUACAAAUUGGAGCGUGUUUGGGACGGCCAUCCGGACGAACAAUGACCUGGAAAGCUGGCACAGGCGCUUAAAUCAACUGUCCGGGCGACGUUGCCUACCUUUUGACAGGCUGCUUCCCCUCCUCUUCCGAGAGGCUGACCUGCUUCCCCUGCAGAUUCGCCUUGUGACAGACGGUCAGCUGGACAGAAGGCAGCAUGCUGGCCAGCGUGCCAAGGCGGAUAGAUUUUUUAGAUUAUGGGACGAUUUCCAGGCAACAACUAUUACCGUGUCCCAGCUGCUGAGGGAGGUGUCAAAACUAAAUGGGCCAAUGGUCACUGAGUGACUGUGUUACUACUGUGAUACGUGCUGUUUUGAACAUUGUUGUUAAAUAUAUUACAUUAUCACUCUUCCAUAACAAUGUUGUCUGUCUUUUUACAUUUUACGACGCUUCAUCUUUAUUACACAUACAGUCACAUAGUAACAAUAUUUUCGUAUCACUGAAAAUAAAAAAUACAACACAAACCCGAUAUAUAAAAAUACAUUUAAAACAAGUGUAGACAAGA
Messenger RNA from Haliotis rubra (blacklip abalone), 831 nucleotides. RefSeq lists its product as uncharacterized. The coding region runs from base 60 to 611 and encodes 183 amino acids. The record is from RefSeq and is a predicted model, not a curated record. NCBI's taxonomy places the organism in Eukaryota, Metazoa, Mollusca, Gastropoda, Lepetellida, Haliotidae. The transcript is spliced from 2 exons.